AUGUCCGCGCAACAUCUCCAAGGCCAGGCGGAAAUGAAGCGGAAACGCAACACCGAGCGGUAUCUCAGACAUACUGAUGAGGUGAGCACAGGAGGAAAAUCAAGUGCAACAACACCCAACCAUGCCAGUUCUGCAUCCGUGCAAAAGCCCGCUGUACUUUCGACGCGUCGUAUGCUCGCGGCAGGAAGUUCCUUGUCCCGUCUGCCUACAGCAAUGGCAGCCGGAGCCCGGGACAUGGACAUGGACAUGGCCAUGGACAGGGCAUCCCAGCAUAGUGCACACCCCGAACAUACUGAACAACCCUCAAACACCUCCUCCCGCAACUCCCCGGAACCCUCCUCAACCGACCAGCAGGGCCACUACAUCGGUCCCGCGUCCGGCGUCUCCUUCCUACUCCGCGUGCAAAAGCGCCUGCACGACGCAAUCUCCUUUGCCCAGCCGAGCGGCAGCAUCUUUACCUUCGGCGAUGCCCCCUUACAUCUCCCCGACUUCAACCCCUCCUUCUGCAUGAUGCUGCCCCGCGACGAUGCACAAAAGCUCAUAGAUCGGUACUUCGACUUCGCGAUGCCAACGUACCGCUUCUUGCAUCGCCCAACGGUGCAGGAGUGGUUCGCCGAGUUCUACGAGACACUAGGCGUCAUGAGAGAUGGAGACCAGAAUGGCGGGAACGCGAAGGUUGCGCUGCUCUUUAUGAUCUUUGCCCUGGGGAGGGUUUACAUGCCGGAUGAUGAGAGGCCGGGGCCAGCGGAUCUGAGCGCACGCUACUACCUCGCAGCCGAGCACCAACUAUCCCAAGAAAAAGGCUCGAUCCGACUGAGCAGCGUGCAAGCCCGCCUCACGCAAUGCUACUACCUCCUCUCGCAGUCGCGCAUAAACCACUGCUGGAGUUUGUUCGGGACGGUCUCGCAUCUCGCGCUUGCGAUCGGGUUGAAUCGGAAUAGGAAGCCGGACCCUGCCACCUGCACCUCAAGUGGUUCGAGUGGUGGGAUGGGGAUGGGUGUAAUUGAGACCGAGUGUCGCCGGCGCACAUUCUGGUGCGCAUACACACUCGAUACGUACCUUAGUGCUGCGCUAGGACGGCCGCGGUCGUUUCACGACGAGGAUAUCGAUGCGGAGUUUCCGGCGUGCGUGGAGGACCAUCAGUUAUCGCAGGCCUUGGGACACUUUCAGUCCAACCCUAGAGCUUCGAGCGGAAAUCCCACGCUGUCAACGAUGCUCGCCCCAUUAGCACAUACGAAGAUCGCCCGGAUCAUCAGUCGCAUCCUGCGCGAUCUCUAUUCCAUCCGACCCAUCUCAGACAACAAACGUCUCUCCGCGGUGCAAUCCAUCUGCAGCGAUCUAGCCGCCUGGCGCGCCGACCUCGCCUGGUUCCUCGACGCAGACGUUCUAAGUGCAUCGCUCAUCAUCCCGAUUUUUCAGCGCCAGCGCAACGUCCUGAACCUUACAUACUGGCAUUCUAUCAUAUUGACCCAUCGGCCGUUUGUGCUGGGGAAUUUCGCCCGCGUCCAGGAUGGCCGCUCCCGUCCCAGUAAAGGGGGUCUAGCAGCGCACACAGAAGAAAGUGUAAAGGCGUGCCUGAACGCGUCGUUGAAGAUCGUGGAGAUCAUCGAUGAGAUCGCGCAGAAUCGCCAGCUGCUCAGGGCGCUUUGGAUAACGUCGUACUUCGCCUUCAACGCAACAAUCAUGCUGUAUAUCCACGUCAUCCAGAGCCGUGUCCCGCGGCACAUGCACCUGCACAGCAUGUAUUUUUCUGCAGCGGCGCGAUGCCAGAACCACCUGUCGGCGAUUGCGGAGAGGGGGUCGCUUUCCGAACGGUAUUGUCUUGUGCUGGAGGAGUUGAGGGGUGAAGCUUUGAGGCGGACGGGCAAUGGCAAUGGCAAUGGCCAAUGUACUUCACUCGUUGCUAGCGAUUCAAACCCACAAUCUCGCCAUCACAGUCACCCUCGUCUUCGGAAUAACGGGCAUCAUGGCAUCAGCAUUCAACCCAGUGCAGGUAAAGUACCAGCCCCACCACCCUCAGAGGUACAGUAUGGCGAUGAGGAGAGCCCGCAAACAGGUACGGGGACCGGUACCAUCGAGACAAGCUACACGGGCGAGAACUCGCUGGAUGAGACCGGGGCCAGGCUUGACUUCACCGCAAGCGCAAACAAUGAUAUGGCGAGGCUUGGGCUCGGCCUUUCGCCGUCGGAUUGUCCUGGCUGGGGCCAGUUCACGUCGAUGGUUUCGUCUGGGCUCGGGAAUAUGGAAUUGUUCUGGGGGGGUGAGGGGGUGAGGUUUUGA
This is a messenger RNA of Aspergillus mulundensis, 2280 nucleotides long. Its product is annotated as fungal specific transcription factor domain-containing protein. Lineage: Eukaryota; Fungi; Ascomycota; Eurotiomycetes; Eurotiales; Aspergillaceae. The transcript is spliced from 5 exons. Gene Ontology annotation, molecular function: sequence-specific DNA binding; zinc ion binding. The coding region runs from base 1 to 2280 and encodes 759 amino acids. Gene Ontology annotation, cellular component: nucleus. The record is from RefSeq and is a predicted model, not a curated record. Gene Ontology annotation, biological process: DNA-templated transcription; positive regulation of transcription by RNA polymerase II.